Messenger RNA from Cuscuta epithymum, 1432 nucleotides. The record is from the annotation of a GenBank genome assembly. Lineage: Eukaryota; Viridiplantae; Streptophyta; Magnoliopsida; Solanales; Convolvulaceae.
GUAUGAAAUGUGUAAAAGUUAAAAUGAUACGAGUAUAUGCUUAAAUAUGUAUUUUCAUGCCUAAGUUAUUUAUUUAUAUCUGAAGAGUGAAGAUAAAUACAAAUAUGUUUUUCGGUGUUCUGUUCGGUUUACACUUUUUCCGUUUUAAAUCAAACCAAAGUACCAAAUCAUUCGGUUUAAGCAAAUGUUUACCAAACCAAAUCAAAUCACCAACUUUAAUAAUAUAUGAAAGCUUUUUUGAGUUUCUUUAGUUCGGUUCGGUUUUUAUCGGUUUCGGUUCGAUUUGGUUUAGUACGGUUUGAAUGAAAUAGUAUCAAACUCAAACCAAAUUGCAUACGGUCCAGUUUAGAUUUGGUUUGGUGCGGUUCGGUUAAAUCAAACCGUUAUCCACACCGCUACUCCUAGCCUAUUGUUUUUAGGAUAUUGUAAUAGGGGGGACAGACACAACAGCGACCACGGUGGAGUGGGUCGUGGCAAUGCUUCUUGACAAUCCAGAAAUCAUGAAACAGGUCCAGAAUGAAUUGGAGCAGGUCAUCGGAAUGAACUCUAUUGUGGAAGAACUCCAUUUACCUAAGCUCACCUAUUUGGAUGUCGUCGUGAGGGAAACUUUCCUCAUCCCCAGGUCUCCGACCGCAAAUUCACAAGUGGGCGAUUACACAAUCCCAAAGGGCACUAAGGUCUUUCUGAAUACAUAUGCAUUACACAGAGACCCUCAGCUUUGGGACAAUCCGCUGCAGUUCAAGCCUGAGAGGUUCCUGUGUCCGGGAUUGGAUUACACAGGGAAUGAUUACCGGUUUCUCCCGUUUGGAUCGGGAAGAAGAAUCUGUGCUGGGAUUCCCCUGGCUGAGAAAAUGUUGUUGUAUUCCUUCAACUGGCGGCUUCCUGAAGGGGAAAAGCUGGAUUUGUCGGAUGGGUUCGGGGGAGUCACCAAGAAAAAGAUUCCUUUAACUGUUGUCCCAACUUUGAGGCGAUCCAAUUCUCAGCUUUAUCAUUAAAGAUUGAAUUGCAAUUAUGGGGUGUUUGGGUUUGAUUCUUUUUUUAAAGCAGAAUCAGAAUCAGUUUUCAGAAAAAAAACACUUCAGUUUCUGCUUCUGCUCUGCUUUUUAAAAAAAAGCAGAAGCAGAAUCAGUUCCAAACACCCCCUAUAUACGUUCCUGAAGGGAAUAAAAGUUAGAUUUCAAGUUACACCGUGUUUAUGUAUAAGCAGGUCCGCCGGCAGGCCUUGAAUUACAGAAGAGUUCAUCUUCUUGUUGUUAAUUUGUUAUACAUCGGGACGGGUUCUCAUCUAAAGAUGAGAAUUUCUAAUAUGGGAAAGUUCCCGAAAUAGGACUAAAACAUUUUGAAAAUUCCAAAAAAGGACUGACAUGUUUUUAUUCCCAAAAUAGGAGUAAUUAAUGUCAAGUUUGGAAAAUAUUGUCAUGUUUAAAGUCUG